Brachypodium distachyon (stiff brome) is the source of this 1803-nucleotide messenger RNA. RefSeq lists its product as uncharacterized. The transcript is spliced from 2 exons. The coding region runs from base 95 to 1165 and encodes 356 amino acids. The record is from RefSeq and is a predicted model, not a curated record. Lineage: Eukaryota; Viridiplantae; Streptophyta; Magnoliopsida; Poales; Poaceae.
CACAUGUAAGGCAUAUAUAUGUACUGAUCUUCUUCCUCCAAUCCUCCCCCGUUCUUCCCUAAAGAACUCAGGCAUCGAGCUAACUGGCCACACGAUGAGUGACAUCAAAUAUAUCAUUGUAAGCGACGUGGAGGGCGAGAAAGGGGAGCAGCCUGGCUGCUGCUCUAGAAGUCGACCCUUCCCGUGCCUAGCCGUGGUGCGGUACGUGGCUGCCGGCGUGGUAGCCGUGCUGGCCGUGACGGUGAUCUCCAUGGUGAUCCGCGCCAUGCUCCGGUCCGAAGACAUCCGCCUCUUCGUCAACAACGGCUACAUCGGCGCCGACAGCCUCUGGGUCAGCGAGAUCACCCACGAUGCUGUGGUGAAAGUGACUCCCAUCGGAGCCGGAGCCGGAGCCGGACGCGGGCAUCCCAAGACCACCACGUCGGCAACUGAAGCUGCACAGAUCGGAGUAAGCAAGAGUGAUUUACCAGAAGAAACACCUGAGGUAACCCAAGUCAACCCAUACACCACGGGUGCUAAUUUAGGCACUGGUGAUUAUGGUGGCGACGCGGCGGGGGCGGGGGCAAUUUCCAAGAGCGGGGGAUCAUGCUACCUUGGCUGCUCCGGCGGGAGCGGGAGCGGCACCACUUUCAACAACCCGCCGCCGGCUCCCCCAGCAAGCAAGGUCACGCUGCGGCCGCCGGCCGUGACGAACCUCCGCGUCAUCCUCGUCAUCAACAACCCCGGCGGCCGCAGCAAGAUCGACUGCAACGACACCGUGGUGACAAUCAGCGACGCGGCGGCGAACACGAACCAGAAGAUCGUCACGCUGCAGCUGAGCAACUUCACGGUGCCGGAGCAGACGACCAUCACGCUUCAGAAGCGGCCCAAGAUCACCGACCAGGCCGUGCUCAACUACAUCUGGGACAGGUACGGCGGGAGGUCGACCUUCGGCGUCGCGGUGCGGGUGAGCUCCACCGUCGUCUCCUACCCGCUGGGGAAGAUGACGGAGCCCAAGAGGCAGACCUACAAUUGCCGGUCGGUCACCCUUGGCCUCGUGCAAGACGAAGCCUCCUUUGCCAACCAGGUAGAUUGCACCGCGGCUGAGAAUGACAAGGAACCAAAAACAGCACCGCCGGCCGCGGCACCGACGUCGCUUGCGCCGGCACCGGCGCCGGCGCACUAAUCGAGGCUAUCCUCAACUUAUUUCGUGUGCCAUCCCUCUCUUUCAGCGAUAACCUGCGCUGGAGGAUCACUCAUGUAUGCAAGUACCAAUUAAUUAAUUGCUCAGCAUUUGCAAUUUGAUGUGUGCGUUUUGCUAAUUGUUUGCGUUAAUGGAUGCCGAGUUUAUUCAAAGCACACCAGGCUAGCAACAAUGCUUGGUCGCAGCAGCCAUUUGGAUGGUCACCCGGCCGGCAACUCCCUCAAACGCCCCUCUGGUUUCUCCCCAAGAAAGUACGGAGUACAUCUAAACUAGCGGGGUUUUGGACGUGUCAAUGAUCCACAGUGUGUAGUGUCUAUGUUGAGAAUCUUGCUGAAGUGUCGACAGUGAGAUGGAAAGGGUGUCCUCGAGGAGGAACUUGAAAACGUUCCAUAAAGGGACUCCACGAUUGCUCCGUCAACAGUACAAUUUUUUUUUUCUUUCAGAAAGAAGGAUAAUCUCGGCCUCUGAAGGUGAUAUAUAUGAUUUUUUCCGGCUAGCCGAAUGGCCGUGCAUUGCUACGGAAUAACAAAAUGAAAUGAUACACUGGAAGACAUAUGUGUAAAACAACUUCUUCCUCUUUUUGGUCUUCUUUGACGACCACCAAACAUCUCUUUGAAAAA